AUGGGAGAUAUAGUUACAUCCAUAAGCAAGUUGGAUUCCCAUGGUAAACUCCCUUCUAAAACUGAAAAGAACCCAAAUGUCAAUGUGGUGAACUUGAGAAGUAGAAAACAAACAAGGGAAAGUAGUCCAAAGAAGAAGCCAAGGGAUGAAGAGGAAGAAAUAGAAGUCAUUCCCAUUGAAGAAUCUAUAGUCAAGAAUGAUGCACAAGCCGGAGUCCUAAUGAAGACAACCCCUCUAGUGACUCCAAUAGCCACUCAACCGCCAUUCCCCUCCCGACUUGCAACUUCAAAGAAGAACAAGGAGGAGAAAGAGAUUUUGGACACCUUCCGUAAGGUGGAAGAAAACAUUCCUUUGCUUGAUGUAAUCAAACAAAUUCCUAGAUAUGCAAAUUUUUUGAAAGAACUUUGUACCAACAAAAGAAAGUUGAAAGGAAAUGAGAAAAUCUCAAUGAACAAAAAUGCAUACACGGUUUUAAAAAGGAAGCUUCCACCUAAGUGUAAAGAUUUGGGAAUGUUUACGUUUCCUUGCAAGAUAGGAAAUGUCACUUUUAGUAGUGCCAUGCCUGACCUUGGUGCUUCUAUUAAUGUCAUUCCCUAUUCGGUGUAUGAAUCAUUGAAUGUUCGGUAUAAAUCAAGUGUCUUUCCUAGAGGUGUUUUGGAAGAUGUCCUAGUGCAAGUAAACCAAUUGGUCUUCCUGGCGGAUUUCUAUGUGACUGAUCUAGAUGAGCAAGUGUCCUCAAAGUCGGGUAUAAUUUUACUUGGGAGACCAUUUUUUAAGACGGCUAGAACAAAGAUUGAUGUGUAUGCGGGAAGCUUAACAAUGGAGUUUGAUGGUGAAACAAUAAGUUUUAACAUUUAUGAUGCUAUGAGAUAUCCUAGUGAUGUUUCAUCCUUAUAUUUUGUUGAUGUUGUUGAACCAUUAACCCAAGAGUUGUUCGAGUUGUCUAAUGGUGACAUGUUGCAGAUGGUUUUGAGCAAAGGGUUUGAUUAUGGAAAAUUAGCCAAGAAGUUGAAGCUCUACUCACUAGACCCCGAAGUUGAAAGAUUGGUUAACAAUUUAGAAAUCAAGAAAACCACUCAAUUUAGUGUGAAGCAAAUUGAAUUAUCUCAAACUCACACGAGAUUGCCACCCGCCCUUGUUCAACCACCAGAAUUAGAAUUGAAGGUCCUUCCUCAACAUUUAAAGUAUGCGUACUUGGGAAACAACGAGACUCUUCUGGUCAUCAUUUCAACUCACUUAACCGAAUGUGAAGAAGAGCAACUCCCAAGGUGUCGAAGGAGCAUAAAGAAGCCAUGGGUUGGACAAUUGCGGAUAUCAAGGGGUUGA
This is a messenger RNA of Lactuca sativa (garden lettuce), 1326 nucleotides long. The record is from RefSeq and is a predicted model, not a curated record. NCBI's taxonomy places the organism in Eukaryota, Viridiplantae, Streptophyta, Magnoliopsida, Asterales, Asteraceae.